AAGGCUACAGCUCCACCAUUCUAUCCACAUCUGCGAUCCCUCCCUAGAGACUUUUCUUGGAACUGGCAAUUCUCUGUCUGACCCAAAUGCUAGGCCAGUUUCAACUCUUCUCUUUGGCCCGGUGUUCCAGACUGGGAUGUGGACCCUGUUGCCAAACAAAGCAAAAAUUUGCUGCUCAGAUCAUCAAAUAUUCUGGCUCCAGGCCCCUAGGCCAAGCAGUUCCCCAGGACUUUAAUUUUGCAAAGGAUGUGCUAGACCAGUGGUCCCAACUGGAAAAGGAUGGACUCAGGGGGCCUCACCCUGCCCUCUGGGAGGUUGAUGCCAAAGGAGAAGACAAAUGGAGCUUUGAAAGGAUGGCUUGUCUCUCCCGGAAGGCAGCCAGCAUCCUCUCGGACACCUGUGCCCUUAGCUGCAGAGAUCGGCUGAUGAUAAUCCUGCCCCCAACAGCCGAGACCUACGGGAUCUGCCUGGCCUGUGUGCGACUGGGAAUCACCUUUGUGCCUGGGACCCCCCAGCUGACUGCCAAGGAAAUUCUCUAUCGAUUAUGCAUGUCUAAGGCCCAGUGUGUUGUGGCCAACGAGACUGUGGCCCCAGUAGUGGACUCAGUCAUGUCCGACUGCCCAACCUUGAAGACCAAGCUCCUUGUGUCAGAUAAGAGUUAUGACGGGUGGCUGGAUUUCAAGGAGUUGAUUCGAGUUGCCCCUCCAAAGCAGACCUUCAUGGGAACCAGGAGUCAAGACCCAAUGGCCAUAUUCUUUAGCAACAGGAAAAUGGAAGCUCCCAAACUGGUUGAGUAUUCCCAGUAUGGUUUGGGAAUGGAAUUCAGCCAGGCUUCAAGACAGUGGAUGGACCUCCAGCCAACAGAUGUCUUGUGGAGUCUGGGUGAUAUCUUUGGUGGCACUUUAUCUCUGAGCAGUGUCUUGGGAGCUUGGCUCCAAGGAGCCUGUGUGUUUCUGUAUCGUAUGCCAACCUUUUGCCCAGAAACUGUUCUAAAUGCCCUGUCCAGGUUUCCCAUCACCACUCUAUGUGGAAAGCCAGGAAUGUACCAGGAACUGCUUCAACAUAAGAAUUUCACCAGCUACAGAUUCAAGAGUCUGAAGCAUUGUGUGGCUGCAGGAGGAUCCAUCAGCCCUGGGGUGAUAGAAGACUGGAAAUGCAUCACUAACUUGGACAUCUAUGAAGGCCAUGGACAGACAGAAACUGGUCUACUCUGUGCCACUUCUAAAAGAAUGAAAUUGAAGCCAGGUUCUCUGGGGAAGCCAUUGCCACCUUAUAUUGUCCAGAUUGUGGAUGAAAACUCAAAUAUCCUGCCUAUAGGGGAAGAAGGAAAUAUUGCAGUCCGUAUAACACUAAAGCAACCUGCCUCUGUGUACUGCCCGCAUAUGGUGAGCUGGGAGGAAUAUGCUUCAGCAAGAAGCCAAAUGUUUUACCUCACAGGAGACAGAGGGAUCAUGGAUGAAGACGGCUAUUUCUGGCUCACUGGUAGAGCUGAUGGCGUUGCCGAUGUACUGGGUCAGAGGUUGUGAAUGCCGUGGUUACUAUUGAGCCUGGAGGCUGUGGGAGUUUGGAGAAGGCUGUGGACUGCCUCAGAUACAUGGACAUUAUAGAAAAUUUGGAAAAUGCAAACAAGCAAAAAUAAAAAACAAAACUCAUCUACAAUCU
Messenger RNA from Lemur catta (Ring-tailed lemur), 1662 nucleotides. It is a transcript of the gene ACSM6, whose product is annotated as acyl-CoA synthetase medium chain family member 6. Gene Ontology annotation, biological process: fatty acid biosynthetic process; acyl-CoA metabolic process. The record is from RefSeq and is a predicted model, not a curated record. Gene Ontology annotation, molecular function: fatty-acyl-CoA synthase activity; fatty acid ligase activity. Gene Ontology annotation, cellular component: mitochondrial matrix. Lineage: Eukaryota; Metazoa; Chordata; Mammalia; Primates; Lemuridae. Bases 87 to 1526 code for a protein of 479 amino acids. The transcript has 11 exons.